Molecule: messenger RNA, 875 nt
Organism: Lucilia cuprina (Australian sheep blowfly)
Lineage: Eukaryota; Metazoa; Arthropoda; Insecta; Diptera; Calliphoridae
Product: trypsin beta
Exons: 3
Coding region: 27-803 (258 amino acids)
Biological process (GO): proteolysis
Molecular function (GO): serine-type endopeptidase activity
Source: RefSeq, a predicted model, not a curated record
UGUAGUUUCAAAACAGUAUUUGAAUCAUGCAGAUGUUAAUUUAUUGCAAAAUUUUCAUAAUUUUUGUAACUUCAUUUAAUUGUAUUGAGACAGCCCAGUAUCGUAUUGUUAAUGGUAAAAAUGCCAAUAUAGAGGAUUUUCCAUAUCAACUUUCCCUAAGACGCCAAACUAUACACAUCUGCGGUGCCGCUAUACUUAACGGUCAAUGGGCUAUAACAGCAGCCCAUUGUGUUCAUGGCAUAGAGCAUAUACCGAGUUAUAUAACCUUACGCAUGGGCAGUCGUUGGCGUUCCCGUGAAGGUGUUAUUUUAACCGUUAAACAAAUACACUCUCAUCCCAGUUAUAAUCCAGACAAUAUGAAUUUUGAUGUAUCGUUGAUGCGAGUGCGAGAGAAUGCUUUUGAUCGUUAUGAUUUACCAGUACGAUCGAUUAAACUACCUCAAUUAUCAACCAAGAUAGAAGAUAAUGUAGAAGCAACUGUUUCAGGUUGGGGUUAUCAAAGUUCAGGGGAUCAUUUGUUAUCGUCGGAAUUGAAAUAUGCCACCGUUUAUACGGUUAAUCAACAGAAAUGUCAUGAAAGUUUACGUUCUCAUGGCGGUAUAACAAAUGCCAUGUUUUGUGCUGCUGCCCGUAAUACGGAUGCAUGUCAAGGGGACAGUGGCGGACCCAUUACAAUAAAUGGUAUACUCGUGGGCGUGGUGUCAUGGGGUGUCGGCUGUGCCGACCCAUUUUAUCCUGGAGUUUAUACCCGCUUAGCCUAUGCACCAAUACGUUUCUGGAUCAAGUUAUUAACUAAAUUGUAAUAAAUUUAACGAAAUGUUUGUUUAAAUAUUUAUACAAUUUAUGAAAUACCUAAUACAUUUAUUCCAAAACAA